CGAUUAAGAUGUAAACAUGUGGACCACUUUUUUGUUGCUGUGUUCCUUACUUUUUGGUUAUAUACGCGCUUCAGAAUGUCCACCGAACUUCGAAGAAAUUAAUUCCAAUUGCUAUUGGAUCCGAACGGAUCUAAGACACGAGGUGAACUGGUAUAAGGCCGAUAUGAUGUGCCGUGAAAAGCGUGCCAAUCUUAUUUAUAUUGAGAGUGAAGAAGAAUUUAAAAUCUUCAGUGAGCGCUUCAUGGCCCAAAAUUGUACCAAUACAUUACCCGCUUGCAGAUUCUGGACAGGUGGGAACUGUUUCAUAAGGAAUAGGAUGUUUUUGUGGCACGCAAAUGCCAAAAAAUUAGAAAGGUCGUACUUUAAUAAGGGCGAGCCCAAUAAUAUAGAGAAGGAAGAGAAGUGUAUAGAUUUCCGUUAUGAUAGACAGACAAAUAAUUCAUUUGGCUUGGCUGAUGCACCGUGCCUUUGGACCCAUGGAAGUUUUAUUUGUAAAAUCUCUGUGGAGAAAAGUACUUGCUUUAAUAGAAAUGCAUAGGGCCAGACUCGUAAAAUAAAGAAGGUAAAUAAUUUACCGAUGUCCGAAAGGAAAAAAAACUAUAAA
Molecule: messenger RNA, 604 nt
Organism: Scaptodrosophila lebanonensis
Lineage: Eukaryota; Metazoa; Arthropoda; Insecta; Diptera; Drosophilidae
Product: C-type lectin 37Da-like
Exons: 3
Coding region: 17-538 (173 amino acids)
Biological process (GO): biological process involved in interspecies interaction between organisms
Cellular component (GO): external side of plasma membrane
Molecular function (GO): carbohydrate binding
Source: RefSeq, a predicted model, not a curated record